AUGACGUCGUCACCCCCCUUGAAUCCAAGUACCAGCGGCUCUUUAUUCCUUGCUUCAUUCCCAAUAUUGGGGGCUGCUCAUGUCGCUCGCGCGCGGUCGAGUCGCCAGGCUCUCGUCCUCCUCCGUCCGUCCCUCCAGCUCAGGCCAAGCCCAGGCCAGACCAGGUCAGCCCAGGUAGAACCACAGAACCACAGGCAGCCAGGGCUUGUUUGGGGUCUCAGGUCUCACACAAACUUGUCAGUCCGUCAGUCCGAAUCGCCUGUCUACUACACUACUGGUACUGGUACUGCCACUGCUACUGCUACUGCUACUGCUACUGCUACUGCUAUUGCUACUGCUACUGCUACUGCUAUCAAUCACUGUAGCCAGUAUUUAGCCGCCGGAAGCGAAAUCAAGAGACAAGGAAGCUCUCGCCUUCCUAUAACGUCGCCAAAUACCCGCCCUGCUCCCAGAUGA
Molecule: messenger RNA, 456 nt
Organism: Cordyceps fumosorosea ARSEF 2679
Lineage: Eukaryota; Fungi; Ascomycota; Sordariomycetes; Hypocreales; Cordycipitaceae
Exons: 2
Coding region: 1-456 (151 amino acids)
Source: RefSeq, a predicted model, not a curated record